Messenger RNA from Nicotiana tabacum (common tobacco), 520 nucleotides. RefSeq lists its product as uncharacterized. Gene Ontology annotation, cellular component: endoplasmic reticulum membrane. The record is from RefSeq and is a predicted model, not a curated record. Gene Ontology annotation, biological process: GPI anchor biosynthetic process. NCBI's taxonomy places the organism in Eukaryota, Viridiplantae, Streptophyta, Magnoliopsida, Solanales, Solanaceae.
AUUGCCACUCAACCUGUUCAGAUCUGCGAUGGAACUUCAUGAUCUUCUGGCACGAUGUUUGGUGAUGAUCAUUGCAGUGGUACAGAUUGCUAGGAUCAGCUCAUGUCUCGGUACUGAAGUAUUAAAUGAAGUCCAUGCACCUUAUCUUGAUAAAUAUGUUGCAAAAUCCUACUUUAGCAAACAUGACAAUUUGGUUGACUCAAAGUUUGAAGAUUUCAUUGCACAUGACAUUCUGUCCAGCGAAUGUGUAUCGCUGCAAGACAAUGUCAAAUUUGCACCAAAGCUGUCUGCUUUACGUCGAAAGCUGAUUGGUGAAGGUUCCCACCGGCGUCUGUCAUCAUCUCUCAGAUUGAAGAUGUCAGCGGAGUACCUUUCUAGCCCUCCAAAAUCUUGUGAAGUGAUAAUUGUUGAAAGACUGCCCUCUGGAGUCUUUGCAGAUCCUUUUGAGCUACAACACAUUGUGCAGCCUGGUGGUAAAUCACUAUCAGAUUAUGUAGGUUUCUACCUCUGCAAUUAUUGA